Molecule: messenger RNA, 1251 nt
Organism: Oikopleura dioica
Lineage: Eukaryota; Metazoa; Chordata; Appendicularia; Copelata; Oikopleuridae
Source: the annotation of a GenBank genome assembly
AUGGCAAAUUCGAAUUCGGAUAAUGAGCUGGAAAUGGAAGUCAUCAAAGAAGCGCGCUUAGAAAAAGAAUCGAUUGUUGAGCCACAGAAAUCAGUAGAUUUGAAAGACUCGGACGAAGACUCAGAUGAGCAAGAUUCAGAUGACGACGAAGAUAUUCUAACGACGGGAACAGUGGUGAAGGAAGCCGACAUUCUCAUUCACCCCCGUGGCGGUUGUCCGAUUCAUCCAUUCAGAAAAACGUUCAAGGAGAAAAAAGUCAUCGCGAAGAAUGAAAAGUUCUGCGAAAAAUGCUUCUGCUACAUUUGCGACAUUGAGGCAUCAAAAUGCGAUUAUUGGACCGAUGCAAAAGUACGUCAUUGUAAUGCGUACCACACGAAAGACGGGCUAUGGAGAUUUAUUCGCGAGAAAUAUAAAGAGCGAAAAGCGAAGAAAGAAAAUCUGUUGGCAAUUAAACGAGAUCUCCAUGAGCAGCGGAAACGUAAGCGACCCGAAACAUCAAAAGCUGCAUCAGUCAUUGAUCUUGCAGACCUCGAAGAAAAAAUGAAAAAAUUAGAAGAAGUUAGGGUUCAAAAAGAGAAAGAACGACUCAAGCGAAAGGAAGAAGAACGACAACAAAAAAUCCAAAACCAAGAAGCGUUUACUUACCAAACUCAUGAAGCAUUUGAAGCCUAUGAAUCUACUGCACCGCCAGCUGCUGGAGUUACCUUGAAUGAUACAGAAACACUUCCAGACUUUUCUAAAACUCAGCCUGCAAAGCCAAAGAUUCAAAUGAAGAUAAAUUUCUCCAAAUCACUAGGCCAAAGCUCAGAACAGAUUGAUCAGGAUGACAAUGACGGUCUGACAGACCCAUCUGCUCCAAAGAAAAAACGGCCUGAGGAGAAGAGCUCUGAAGAAUCUCCAGAAAAGUCAAUUGCCCUUGCAAGAGUUCGAAAUGCGAGUGGAAAGUCAGGAGAGUACUCAGAUCUACCGCAUACGGCGGUGGCACUUCCAGAAGAUCAACUCAAACCUGCUGGUUCUGGUCUUUCAAACUCAAGUCUGAGCCAUUUGCAGCAAUGGCUCGCAUCAACAAAACACAACGCUAACCUUGAACUAAAGAAAGCCCAGGAAAAUUUAAAGGCGAUCGAAGCGCCUGGAAGAUCAACUGCUCACUUCAAAAGCUCAGCGGUAUUCGAUUCCAGAGAGUUUAUGAUGAGAAGGAAGACGCAAGCAAAAAGAAUGAGCCAAAAAGUUUCAUACGUCGAUUCCAUUUAA